Molecule: messenger RNA, 1409 nt
Organism: Ilyonectria robusta
Lineage: Eukaryota; Fungi; Ascomycota; Sordariomycetes; Hypocreales; Nectriaceae
Exons: 1
Coding region: 157-1341 (394 amino acids)
Source: RefSeq, a predicted model, not a curated record
CGAGCACCCGUUCUUUACGGCUCCCGAGGUUUCGCUGGUUUCGUUACUAUACGAUAUUUUUUGGUCCUGGCGAGCGUAGCCGCUUCAAUUGGUUACAAGUUUGGCAUCGUCCAGAUUAGUGCCGACUCCUUCGAUGUCUUCAACAACUACGUCUUUAUGAUGACUCCGCCGCCUCUAAAUGGUCUCCACAACGGCGCCAUUAGCCCAUGGUUUAGCGAUCAGCCGGCCUCCAUGGGGGCUAAUCAAGCUUUCACUCACAAAGUCGUUGCGGGUGAUGAUGACACUGGUGUCGACGUACUUGAACCGCCAUUGAGCAUCAUAAUGACCGGGUGUUGGCAAGAUGUUUCACAUCUCUUCCAGCAUUCUGACUGGGGACAAAUGUAUUCACGCGAAAUUGUCAUGGUGGCCAAUAAGACGGAGGAGAAGGGCUCCUUCUUCAUGACCACAAACCAUACUGGAUGGACACGUACGCAAACUUCCAAUAGGACCUGGAUUAGCAAGUCGGGACCUGACCAAGCGGUGGUGGACUAUCGUAUCGUGGAACCUGGCAAGGUGCAGAUCCAAUGGGCACGACUUGGGUGCUGGUACAGCGGUGAAUGUGACAACAGCAGCGACUCAACCAACCAGUCUGUGGCACAUCGCCUAACAUACACCAUGCACUACGCGGUUGCGGAGGUUUCGAGGGAGCUCUACCAGGGAGGGUCUUUGCGGGUUAUGGACGGAGGAGUAACAAUCUUCUCCAACGAUGAAAACCCCCCAGCCACGGAAUAUCGCAACGGCUCAUUGCCGCAUUAUGAGAACUGGGUGGAUGCCAUCAUAUCCAGCGACGAAUCAUCCGUUUUGUACGGCGUCAGCGCCUUUGUUAGGGCUGUGAUGGCAGGCUGGGCCUCAGUAGGAGUGGAAAAGUUUGACGGGCGAGGGAUUGCGAUUUUGAAUCCAGAGGACGAGCCAUUCGGCACCGAAGAAACACAGAAAGGCCUCCUCGCCUCGGCCUACCAUCUCAAUACCACGCAGUACCCCUUCUUCAAAGGAGUUCGAUCCGCGACGUUGACGGGGUGCUAUCGUACUGCGGCGUAUCUGUUCAUACUCUUAGGGGCCAUCUCCUUUCUUGUCGGGCUAUUUCGAAUCUGGCUAGGCCCGCCUUCAGUUACUUCUUGGAUGGGCCAGCAUGUGUAUCUGGCUCUUGGCGGUGCAGUGUCGAUAGAAGGGAACCCGGAUGAUCUAGCUACGGGCUAUAAGGCUGCGCCACGGGGGCUUGGGAGACUACGAUUGACAUCAGAUGCGACGCUUUCUUCACACUUGCUGAGAGUGGCAAAACGGGAGGAUGAACCUGACGCAUGAAUUUGCGCAUCAUGGUAGAUGUAAUGAGUGCGUAUACUGCACAGUAGCUCCGGUCUUAGUUAAUUGCU